This is a messenger RNA of Plasmodium cynomolgi strain B, 1509 nucleotides long. Its product is annotated as inosine-5'-monophosphate dehydrogenase. Gene Ontology annotation, biological process: GTP biosynthetic process. The transcript has 2 exons. Gene Ontology annotation, cellular component: cytoplasm. Bases 1 to 1509 code for a protein of 502 amino acids. Gene Ontology annotation, molecular function: IMP dehydrogenase activity. Lineage: Eukaryota; Apicomplexa; Aconoidasida; Haemosporida; Plasmodiidae. The record is from RefSeq and is a predicted model, not a curated record.
AUGGCGAACGGAUGGCCCGCGGAUAAAAUUUUCGGGGACGUCAUGUCCUACACGUAUGAUGACAUUAUCUGCCUCCCGGGGUACAUCAACUUCCCGAUGAGCGAUAUCGAUCUGUGCAAUAAUUUAACUCCAGACAUAUCGCUAAAAACGCCUAUUAUAUCCUCCCCUAUGGAUACGGUGACAGAACAUAAGAUGUCAAUUUCGCUAGCUCUAUGUGGAGGAUUAGGAAUUAUUCACAAUAACAUGAGUAUAGAGAAUCAAAUAGAAGAAGUAAAAAAAGUGAAAAGAUUCGAAAAUGGGUUCAUAUUUGAUCCGUAUACAUUUUCCCCAGAACACACAGUGGCAGAUGUAAUUGCUACGAAAAAUAAAGUUGGGUAUAAAUCGUAUCCCAUAACAGUAGAUGGAAAAGUGGGUUCAAAAUUAGUUGGAAUCAUUACUGGAGUAGACUAUCUAUACCUUACAGAUAAAACGAGAAAAAUAAAAGAUAUCAUGACGACAGAAGUCGUUACAGAUGCAAAUAAAGUCCUUUGUGAAGAAAAAAAAAGCGUCCUUCCAAUUGUCAAUAAUAAUUACGAGUUGAUAGCUCUUGUAUGCAGAAACGAUAUGCACAAAAAUAAAAUUUUUCCGCAUGCUUCUAAAAGCCAAAAUAAACAGCUAAUCGUAGGAGCUUCCAUCUCGACUAGGGAACAUGACUUAGAGAGAGCCAACCAGUUGAUAAAAAAUAUGAUAGAUAUUAUUUGUAUCGAUUCAUCUCAAGGGAAUAGCAUAUACCAAAUUGAUACAAUUAAAAAAAUAAAAGGAGCUCACCCAGAUAUUCCAAUCAUAGGAGGAAAUGUGGUUACGUGUGAUCAAGCUAAAAAUUUAAUAGAUGCAGGAGCUGAUGUGUUACGAAUCGGGAUGGGUAGUGGUUCUAUUUGUACCACUCAAGAUGUGUGUGCUAUUGGAAGAGCUCAAGGUACAGCUGUCUACCAUGUAAGUAAUUAUGCACACACGAGAAGUAUUAAAACUAUUGCUGAUGGGGGAAUUAAAAAUUCUGGAAAUAUUGUCAAAGCUUUAUCUAUUGGUGCAGACUUCGUCAUGAUGGGAAACCUCUUAGCUGCAACAGAAGAGAGCUGUAGUGAUUACUACUUUGAAAAUAAUGUUCGUCUAAAAAUAUACAGAGGAAUGGGUAGCAUGGAGGCUAUGUAUAAUAAAGGAUUUAAUUCGAAGAGUAGAUAUCUCGUAGAGGAGAGAAAAAAUGAUGCACUCUGUGAUCAGAAUGAAGAAAUAAAAGUAUCUCAAGGGGUGUCAGCUAGCUUAGUGGACAAAGGAUCUGUUCUUAAUUUGAUUCCUCAUCUAGUUAAGGCUGUUAAGCAUGGCUUCCAAAGCAUGGGUAUUAGGAGCAUCCCAGAACUGCACUCCAAGUUAUACUCGGGGGACCUCAAAUUCGACGUGCGCUCCUUCAACACCAUCAAGGAAGGGCGCAUAAGUGAUAACCUUAUAUUCACCAAUAAGAAGUUCACGCCGUGA